Molecule: messenger RNA, 12934 nt
Organism: Oncorhynchus kisutch (coho salmon)
Lineage: Eukaryota; Metazoa; Chordata; Actinopteri; Salmoniformes; Salmonidae
Product: cadherin EGF LAG seven-pass G-type receptor 1-like
Biological process (GO): cell surface receptor signaling pathway; G protein-coupled receptor signaling pathway; homophilic cell-cell adhesion
Cellular component (GO): plasma membrane
Molecular function (GO): calcium ion binding; G protein-coupled receptor activity
Source: RefSeq, a predicted model, not a curated record
ACCAUCCCCGGGGAGAAGGGUUGCUAUCUGAGGAAGGGCAGUGAAAGUGCGAGGCCACUUUGAACUAUUUCAUGUGCACGCUGUACUGCACUCCGCAACAUUUUAACUAAUCAUGGAACGGGACAGGACAGCGAGCACCCGGGAAAAACUUCAGUGGACUAGGUGUUCAUGACCGAUUUUUUUGGACCGAUUUUUUGGGGAUGCCAUGCGUUUUAAACCAUGGAAUUACAAAUGAUUUGGCUAUGGAUAUGUUUUCUAUCACACAUUCCAGUGUUUGCAUUUUUUGAUGUACACGUUUCUGAUCAUUUUCAGCCUGGAGUAGUGCUCGGAAAUGUCUCUCUUGGACGGGGUUGGAUCUAUCAAAUAGACAGGACUUUAACUCCUAAAUACGUGAGGCACAUUUUCAAUAUUGAAAGACAACAUGGAAUUGUAUAUUUCUCAGGAAAAGUGAAUUGUGCGAAGUUGCCGAAGAACCCAGCGCCGCUUUACAUUCAGAUCCAAUCAAUUACCUCGGAAAACUUUAUUUUAAUUAACUUCAAUACUUUUGUGCAUGGGCAAAAUUGUUUAAUUAAAUAUAGGAGUAAGAGCGCCGAAGGUAAGCCCGAGAUUUACAUGAACGUUCUCUCAAAAGUGGCGACUUCGCCAUGCGUCUCUACCAGUAUUUUGCUUUUGAACAUUUAUGAACAUUUACCACUAUUUACUCGACAACCUCACUCGUAUCGUUUAUCAUGUACGGGAGGGAACUGGAAAGCCGUGUUUGAUAACGGGAGUUUUUCUCCAAACUGUCUGCAAUACAAUGAGCGGAACGAGUUGGAUUUACUCUGCAGGGUGCAAAAUCUAUGGAAUUACACCACUGUCCGUGUAAAAUUGCGAUUUAAUUCUCUACGUAGUCAUGCCAUGUUUACAGACAAGGAUUUGGGGAGACUGGAUUCAUUGACCAAACGCAAAAAGAGAAAUGUGAAUACCGCUCCCCAGUUUCAACUGCCCAACUAUCAGGUGUCUGUCCCGGAGAACGAACCCGCGGGAACUCGCGUAAUUACGCUCAAAGCACUGGAUACCGACGAUGGAGAUGCUGGUGAGGUUGAAUAUGAUAUGGAAGCGCUGUUCGAUAGCAGAUCCAAUAAUUAUUUCCAAAUCAACUUGCAGACCGGCAGCAUCACAACUUUGCAGCCUUUAGACAGGGAGGUCAAGGAUACACAUGUAUUUAAAGUUAUUGCUACAGACAAUGGCAUCCCUAAAAGGUCGGCCACUGCUUACCUCACCGUCACUAUUAGUGACACUAAUGAUCAUGGGCCUGUGUUUGAGCAGACAGAGUACAGGGUCAGCAUUAGGGAGAACGUCGAGGUAGGCUUUGAAGUGUUGACUAUAAGGGCCACAGAUGGGGAUGCCCCAUCAAAUGCCAACAUGAUCUAUAAGAUUGUGAAUGAGGAAGAAGAUAAUGCUGGUUUUGAAAUCGACCCUAGAAAUGGACUAGUCAAGAUAAGGGUUCGGCCUGACAGAGAAACCUUGACCCAGUAUCUGCUGAUAGUGGAGGCCAAUGACCAGGGUAAAGACCCAGGCCCCCGCAGUGCCACGGCUACAGUGUAUAUCUCUGUGGAGGAUGAGAACGAUAACUACCCCCAGUUCAGUGAGAAAAGGUAUGUAGUCCAGGUGCUUGAGAGCGUGGCAGUGAACACCAAAGUGGCCCAGGUGAAGGCCACAGACAAAGACGAGGGCAACAAUGCAAAAGUCCACUACAGCAUCGUCAGUGGCAACGUGAAGGGCCAGUUCUACAUCCAUUCCCCUACAGGUGACAUUGAAAUAAUCAACCCCCUAGAUUAUGAGAUCAUCAGGGAAUACAAUCUGAGAAUAAAGGCACAGGAUGGGGGAAGACCACCUCUGAUUAAUGGCACAGGGAUGGUUGUAGUGCAAGUUGUGGAUGUCAAUGAUAACGCCCCUAUGUUUGUUAGCACACCCUUUCAAGCCACAGUAUUGGAAAAUGUGGCUAUUGGUUAUUCUGUGAUUCAUAUUCAGGCUAUUGAUGCAGACUCCGGUGACAACUCUCAUUUGGAGUACAGACUAACAGACAUGGCUCCAGGCUUUCCCUUCACCAUUAACAACAGCACAGGGUGGAUUACAGUCAGUGUAGAGCUGGACAGGGAGACCACUGACUUUUACACUUUUGGCGUAGAAGCAGUGGAUCAUGGGGUUCCUGCCAUGUCUUCCUCGGCCAGUGUCAGUGUGACGGUGCUUGACGUGAAUGACAAUGUCCCCACUUUCACUCAGAGAAUGUAUAGCCUUAAAAUUAAUGAGGAUGCUGUGGUGGGUACCAGUGUACUAGCACUCUCUGCCAUAGAUCGGGAUGCCAACAGUGUGGUAACAUACCAGAUCUCCAGCGGCAAUACGCGGAACAGGUUCGCCAUCACCAGUCAGACUGCUGGGGGAGUUAUCACCCUGGCACUGCUGCUGGACUACAAACAGGAGCGCCAGUAUGUCCUGACGGUGACCGCCUCAGAUGGCACACGCUACGACACAGCGCAGGUCUUUAUCAACGUCACCGAUGCCAACACCCACCGGCCCGUGUUCCAGAGUGCCAACUACCAGGUGAUGAUCAGCGAGGACCAACCGGUGGGCUCCACCGUGGUGGUAAUCAGUGCCACAGAUGAGGACACAGGAGAGAACGCCCGCAUCAGCUACGUCAUGGAGGAUAACGUGCCACAGUUCAAGAUCAACCCUGACACAGGUGGCAUAACCACGCAGAUAGAAAUCGACUAUGAGGAUCAGGCCUCCUACACACUGGCUAUCAUUGCCUGCGACAACGGCAUCCCUCAGAAAUCUGACACCACAUAUGUGGAGAUCAUCAUCCUGGAUGCUAACGAUAAUGUGCCACAGUUCCUCAGGGACAUAUACCAGGGGACCGUGUUUGAGGACGCAGCUGUGUACACCAGCGUCCUCCAGAUUUCUGCCUCUGACAGGGACUCCGGGUCUAAUGGGAGGCUUAGUUACACCUUUCAGGGUGGGGAUGAUGGAGAGGGGGACUUCAUCAUUGAGCCGUACUCUGGCAUCAUUAGAACAGCCAGGAAACUGGACAGGGAGAAUGUGCCUGUGUACAACCUGAAGGCCUUUGCUGUGGAUAAGGGGGUUCCGCCUCUUAAGGCAGCCGUGGACGUCCAUGUGUCCAUCCUGGACAUCAACGACAAUGCUCCUGUGUUUGAAAAGGACGAACUGUACGUCUGUGUAGUGGAGAACAGUCCUGUGGGUUCUGUCGUAGCCCGCAUCACCGCUACAGAUCCCGACGAGGGAACAAACGCGCAGAUCCUGUUCCAAAUAGUGGAAGGAAACGUCCCAGAGGUCUUCCAAUUAGACAUCUUCAAUGGGGAUCUUAUCGCCCUUACUGAUUUAGACUACGAGUCGAAGAUGGAGUACACAAUCGUCGUCCAGGCAACCUCUGCACCGUUAGUCAGCCGCGCCAUCGUGCACAUCCGCCUGCUGGAUGUCAAUGACAAUUCCCCUGUCCUACGUGACUUUGAGAUCAUCUUCAACAACUACAUCACCAACAGGUCCAACAGCUUUCCGGCUGGGGUGAUCGGGAAAGUUCCAGCCCAGGACCCAGAUGUGUCAGAUAAACUCCACUACAGUUUUGUGGAAGGCAAUGAGCUGAGUCUACUCAUCCUGAGCCAGGACACAGGGGACUUAAGGCUGAGCAGAGACCUGGACAACAACCGGCCCCUUGAGGCCACCAUGAAGAUAUCAGUCACAGACGGUGUCCAUCGCGUCAUGGCCCUCUGCACCCUGCGUGUCACCAUCAUCACCGAUGAGAUGCUGACCAACAGCAUCACAGUGCGCCUGGAGAACAUGUCCCAGGAACGCUUCCUGUCCCCGCUCCUCUCCCACUUCAUGGAGGGCGUGGCGGCCGUCCUAUCCACCAGCCGCACCGGUGUCUUCGUCUUCAACAUCCAGAACGACACGCACGUCCAGGGGAGCAUCCUCAACGUCACCUUCUCUGCCCUUCGCCCUUCUGGGGGAAACGAACUUGGGGGGUCCGGGGGCACCAUCCCCACUGGAAGAUUUUUCCCCUCAGAUGCGCUGCAGGAGCAGAUUUACCUGAAUCGGACCCUGCUCACCCUGGUGUCCAGCCAGCAUGUGCUGCCCUUCGACGAUAACAUCUGCCUCCGUGAGCCCUGUGAGAACUACAUGAAGUGUGUGUCAGUGCUGAGGUUCGACAGCUCAGCACCUUUCGUGUCCUCGGAUACGGUGCUGUUCAGGCCAAUCGAACCGGUGACGGGGCUGCGUUGCCGAUGCCCAGCAGGCUUCACUGGGGACUACUGUGAGACGGAGAUUGACCUGUGCUACUCAGGGCCCUGCCAGAACAACGGCAAGUGCCGGAGCAGGGAAGGCGGGUACACUUGCGAGUGUCCAGAGGACUUCACAGGUGAGCAUUGUGAGGUGAACUCCCGCUCUGGCCGAUGCAUCCCGGGGGUGUGUCAGAACGGGGCCAGGUGUGUGGAUCUCCUGGUGGGGGGGUUCGUGUGCCAGUGCCCCCCGGGGGAGUACCAGAAGCCUUACUGUGAAAUGAGCACCCGCAGCUUCCCCGGCCUGUCCUUCAUCACGUUCAGAGGGCUACGACAGAGGUUCCACUUCACAGUGUCCUUCAUGUUUGCCACCAGAGAGAGGAAUGUCCUACUACUUUAUAACGGAAGGUUUAACGAGAAGCACGACUUCAUCGCCUUAGAGAUCAUCGAGGAACAAAUCCAGCUCACCUUCUCAGCAGGAGAAGUCAAAACCACAGUAUCACCCUUUGUCCUAGGUGGGGUCAGUGAUGGCCAGUGGCAUAGAGUACAGCUACACUACUACAACAAGCCCAACAUUGGACGCCUUGGCUUUCCUCACGGACCAUCAGAUGAGAAGGUGGCAGUUGUUGCCGUGGACGACUGCGACAUCGCCAUGGCGAUUCGCUUUGGUGGCCAGAUCGGGAACUACUCCUGUGCCGCUCAGGGCAUGCAGACAGGACAGAAGAAGUCCCUGGACCUCACCGGUCCCCUACUCCUGGGUGGCGUUCCCAACCUGCCGGACGAUUUCCCUGUCCGGAACCGAGACUUUGUGGGCUGCAUGAGAGACCUAACCAUAGACAGCAAGACUGUGGACAUGGCCAGUUUUGUGGCCAACAACGGCACGGCAGCAGGGUGCACAGCGAAGAAGGACUUCUGCACUGAAAGUGUGUGUCUGAACGGAGGAAUGUGUGUGAACAAGUGGAGCACGUACUCCUGUGGCUGUCCCCUAGGCUACGGAGGGAAGAACUGUGAACAAGUCAUGCCCUCCCCUCAGCACUUUGACGGCCAAGCCCUGGUGUGGUGGCGCGAGCCAGAGGUAACCAUCGCCGUGCCCUGGUACAUGGGUCUGAUGUUCAGGACCAGGCAGAGCUCUGGCACCCUGCUGCAGGCCAACGCUGGAGACUUCUCCAAGAUACACAUCCUGAUCAGCGGCAAACACGUGCGUUUCCAGGUGUUCCUGGGGGUGAAGCGGGUGGCCCUGCUGGACUUCCCUAGGUCAGGUGUGAACGACGGGGAGUGGCACCACGUCCUGGUGGAGCUGAAGAGUAUCAAAGACGGGAAGGACAUCAAAUACAUGGCCCUGGUGUCACUAAACUACGGCAUGUUCCAGAGGUCAGUGGAGAUAGGCAACGAGCUGCCAGGCCUGAGGCUGAGGAGUCUGUUUGUGGGGGGCCUGAUGAAGAAGGAUGGGACGGUCCAGAACGGACUCAAGGGCUGCAUGCAGGGCGUGCGGAUGGGCGAGACUUCCACCAACCUGGCUAAUAUUAACAUGCGUCAGGGUCAGAAGAUCCGGGUGGAGGAGGGUUGUAAGGUGGCUAACCCCUGCACCGCUAGCGCCUGCCCCGAGCACAGCCGCUGCACCGACAACUGGAGCUCACACACCUGUGUGUGCCACCCCGGAUACUUCGGGAGUGACUGUGUGGACGCGUGCCUCCUGAACCCCUGUCAGCAUGUGUCCACCUGCGUCCACCAGCCCAGCUCCCCCCAUGGCUACGGUUGCCAGUGUGGCCACAAUUCCUACGGGCAGUACUGCCAGAACAAAGCCAACCUACCCUGUGCUCGCGGCUGGUGGGGGAACCCUAUCUGUGGCCCAUGUAGCUGUGAUGUCAGCAAAGGGUUCUACCGAGACUGCAACAAGACCACUGGGGAGUGUCGCUGUAAGGAUAACUACUACCGGCCCGGGGGGAGGGACACCUGCUACCCCUGCGAGUGUUUCCAGCUUGGCGCCAUGUCACGCUCCUGCCACCCCCACACGGGCCAGUGUCAGUGCAGGACGGGCGUGAUCGGGCGCCAGUGCAACCGUUGUGACAACCCCUUCGCUGAGGUCACCUCCAGCGGCUGCGUGGUUGUGUAUGAGGGCUGUCCCAAAGCCUUUGAUGCAGGGAUCUGGUGGCCAACGACCCAGUUUGGACAACCCGCUGCAAUGAAGUGUCCCAGGGGAUCCACUGGCACGGCCAUCCGCCACUGCAGCGACGAGAAUGGCUGGCUGCCUCCCGAUCUCUUCAAUUGCACCUCUCUCACCUUCUCUCAGCUGAAAAAAGAGGACGAGGAGCUGCAUCUCAACAGCUCCAGGAUGGACGGAGAGAGGUCAAAGGGCAUGGCCAGCAUGCUGCGGAGCGCCACCAACCGCACAGCGGCCCUCCAGGGCAACGACGUGAAGACGGCCUACAGCGUCCUGACCCGCCUGCUGCAGUACGAGAGCCAGCAGCUGGGCUUCGACAUGGCCGCCACAAGAGACGUCCACUUCCAUGAGAACAUGGUCCGAGCGGGCAGUGCCAUCCUGGACCCUGCUAACAAGGGGCACUGGGAUCAGAUCCAGCGUUUCGAAGAUGGCACGGCUCUACUUCUGCAUAGCUUUGAGGAGUACGCCCAAACCCUGGCCCAAAACAUGAGGAAGACCUACCUGAAACCCUUCACUGUUGUCACGGACAACAUGAUUGUUUCUGCGGAUUACUUGGACCCGUCCAAUCCAGAACAGGCAAACAUCCCGCGUUUCCAAGAGAUCCAGGCCUAUCCAAAAGAGAUGGAGUCCUCCGUCCGCUUCCCAGAGUUCCCAACACAGCACGAGCAGCCGGUGGGGGUUAAAGCAGUCUCCACGGCACCAGCCAGAGACUCAACAGCCACAGACGACCCCAUAGCAACAGCCACAGACGCCUCUCCUGUCCAGACUGAGUCCACUGUCGGUCACCAGGCGUCUGCCAAGAAGAAGCGUCACGCUGAGGUCCCAGGCCCUCUCCCUGUUGCCGUGGUGAUCAUCUAUAGGACCCUGGGACAGCUCCUGCCUGAAAACUACGACAUUGAUCGUAGGAGCCUGAGACUCCCCAACCGGCCCAUCAUCAACACCCCAAUUGUGAGCACGGUGGUUCACGGUGAGAGGGUACCCUUCACCAUUCCUCUUGCACAACCCAUCACCCUGGAAUAUAGACUACUGGAGACCGAGGAGAGGACCAAACCUGUCUGUGUCUACUGGAAUCAUUCCAUUGCGGUUCAAGGAACGGGAGGCUGGUCUGCCAAGGGGUGUGAGCUGGUGUUCAGGAACAGCACUCACAUCAGCUGCCAGUGCAGUCACAUGUCCAGCUCUGCUGUGCUCAUGGACAUCUCCAAAAGAGAGCAUGGGGAGGUCCUACCCCUGAAGAUCAUCACCUACACCACUGUGUCAGUAUCACUAUUGGCCCUCCUCAUCACCUUCCUCCUCCUGGCCAUCCUCCGGAAGCUCCGCUCCAACCUCCACAGCAUCCACAAAAACCUGGUGGUGUCCAUCUUCCUCUCUGAGCUCGUCUUCCUCUUCGGAAUCAACCAGACUGAGAAUGUGUUCACGUGUACAGUGGUAGCCAUCCUGCUGCACUAUUCCUACAUGUGUACAUUUGCCUGGAUGUUCGUGGAGGGACUUCACAUCUACCGCAUGCUGACUGAGGUCCGCAACAUCAACCAUGGCCACAUGAGAUUCUACUAUGCCAUUGGCUGGGGCAUUCCUGCCAUUAUCACCAGCCUGGCAGUAGGGUUGGAUCCUCAGGGUUAUGGUAACCCAGACUUCUGUUGGCUUUCUGUCCACGACACACUCAUCUGGAGCAUCGCUGGGCCCAUCGCUAUCAUAGUACUGGUCAACAUGACUUUAUUCUUCCUGGCCGCCAAGGCCUCGUACGGAAAGAGACAGUGGACAUUUGAGAAGUCUGGAGCAAUCUGUUCUCUACGCAUAGCCUUCGUCCUCCUGUUGCUCAUCAGUUCUACCUGGCUCCUGGGCCUCAUGGCAGUCAAUAGUGAUGUACUCUCCUUCCACUACCUCUUUGCCAUCUUCAGCUGCCUCCAGGGUGUGUGCAUCUUCUUCUUCCUCUGUAUUUUCAACAAGGAGGUGAGGAUCAACCUGAAGAACGUCCUGACAGGGAAGAAGUCCAUUGUGGAAGAUUCUACUGCCACCCGCACCACUUUACUCACACGUUCUUUAAACGGUAAGUACUCGUUCACGGAGGAGGACGGUUUGUACCGCACGGCCAUUGGAGAGUCCACUGCCUCCCUGGAAAGCACGGUCAGAUCAGCCCACAGCCUCAGCAGCAGCCAGGCCAGGAAUGGCUCGGAGCAAAAGCAUACAACAUCCUCCCGCUCAGCCAAAAAGAGCUACAGUGGGGAGGGAGACUCCUCCAUCUUCAUCCGCAAGCGUUCCAAGAAAGAUAAUUCGGACUCGGACAGCGAGCUCUCGGUGGAUGAGCACAGUAGCUCCUACGCCUCGUCCCACUCCUCAGACAGUGAUGAGGACAGAGGGAGCCGCAAACAUAGGUGGAACAACGAGAGACCGCCCCAGCACAGUACACCCAAAGUGGAUACGGCGGCCAAUCACACGAAGCCUCACCGGCCAGUUGAGCCGCCGACAGUCAGUGAGAGCGAGGAGCCCUGCGGGUUGGAGACGCUGCGUAUGGAGACCAAGGUCAACGUGAAGCUCCACCAGGACAGAAAAGGCAAUGGGGAGUCACCCUCCCAGAACGGUAGCGCCACUCCCAGCUCACCUGACAGCAACCACACAGAGAAGAGAAGGGGCAUUCUGAAAAACAAGAUCACUUACCCUCCCCCGCUGACUGACAAGAACAUGAAGAAUCGCCUGCGGGAGAAAUUGAGCGACUACAACCCCCCCACCAUCUCCCCCAGAACUACCCCAGUCCCCGUCCCCCCAUCUCCCGUCUCCCCCCGUCUUGGCGCUGUGACCGGGGGAAACCGGGUCCUCAUCAAACCCCCACCUCGCCCACCCGUGCCUCCAUGCCCUCCGUUGUCUCCACAGGACCUGCGCAACGGGUUUGUCAUGACAACGACGAGGACGACAAUGUCGCCAUUGGUCAAUGGUGUCAACGGGGUUCAAUGCGCCCAAGACUCAGACUCAGAUGGUAGCAACGAAACCUCAAUCUGACCUGGAUGGAAUUCCAGGUAGACAACCAAGGAAGAAGGGCUACUGCGCUAAUACCAUAUGUGGGAUUCAAGGGUCACUAUGACCCAUUCCAGUAGGCCACAGGUCCCCUAAACUCAUAUGAAGAUCAGUUGCCUGCCCGCAGACAGUUGCCUGCCCAAGGGAAAAAGGGAAGAAAGUGUUGGACUAAAUCCCACAGGACAGCGUGAAACUACAUGUCCCAGCAUGCAGCAGUGAGUUGGAAAAACAAAACGAUGCACUUCACAGCACGGCCACCAAGUGGCGCUGUCUGUAGUUAUUCAGUGCUGGCGGCAUCAGACAGCAGGUUGGGAUUGAAGACUUUUCUAUCACCAGAUGUGCCACGAUGUGACGCUGACCUCAUGAAUCUUUUGGUCUGUGUUAUUAUCUUGUAGAUAUGUUUUCUUCUUCUUCUUUGUUACUUGUUUAUAGGACAGGAAGAACUCAUUUGUACAUUGUAAGUGUUAUUAUUGUAAUAUGAUAUGGGACAUCGUGUGUAAGAUAUGACACUCAACAAGGUUUUUUACAGAUGUUUUAUAAAUUUGCCCCCAGUCUGAAAAUACUCUGCUGAUUAAUAAUGUGAUUUUUAAAGUAUUCAAACACUCACAUAGUAAGUGCAGCUGAACAAACGCCAUCUUAAAGUAGUAAUUGUAACAUAGGGAGGUGCGUUCAUCUCUGUAUUAGAGUGUAAGGUCUUGUCCAUUCCAAUGGUAUCUAAAUCAAGUUCUGGUCGCUGAAUGACUUUGAAUGAGAAAAAUGCACUGAAACCUUAAUACUUGCAUUACAAGCUCCAGUCAAUAUCAGAGUAAUAUGUAGAAAUGAAUUGCUACUCUAGAACGGUUAGUAGAAGCACUAAAGGUGCUUAACUUGGCAUGUUGUGUCAUUGCAACCCUUCUUUAUAUUCCCUAUCGUUGUAUCUUUCCAUGUACACAUCUCCGGAGGUCCUCAAGCCGUAGAGCAUUGUGAAAAGGUCAGCCAGUAGCAUGUCUGUAUUCUGAUUUUCAACUCAUUAGAAUAGUAAGUUACAGUAUUAUUUCCAAGAGAACAGUAGUCAUUUUAGGUAUCAACAGCGUGCCUUUCUCCCUGCCAGCGCAGAGCAUAGUGUCUAAAUGCAAGAUAACCACUACGGUCUACUUCAAUGAUACCUUCAUCCCUCAGAUCUCCUUCCGCUAUUUCAUGUUUUAUACAGAUGGGUCUGUUCUCUUUCGAGUACUUGUAUCACACGUGAGGUUUCGCUGGAGGUGGAUCCCUACGAAGAACCAAUCACACAACGUCUGUCGGACACAGGUGAGCCCUCCCCUCCUUCAUAAGGCGCAACUCACUGGCCACCGGUCAAUCUGGUGUCUGAAGGAUGCCGACGAGACGCCCGGUGUAAGAACGAGAAGAAGAAAGAGAGGGGAGAGGAAAUGCGGAGAAGAUGGCGGAAACUGAGGUUUUGUUUGAAACUGCUAGUGAGUCGGGUGAAGCUAAGAGCACAGAAAGUGAGAAUGAGUGGGUGACAGUGUUGAAGAAGAUUGGGACGCAAGAGAUGUAAAAGUUGUGUAAAAUAGGAAAUCCCUCGACUAGUUUUUAGUCCGACUGAGGGUUUUAGGUACCUGGGAAAUCCAUUUAACGUCUCGAGGAGAAUCUGGAAUGUGUUAGAGGAACGUGUGGCGUUGGUGAGAGUCACAGGUUUUAUUUCCAUUUUUUAGUGUGCCCACGGAACGUGUUUUAAGACUAAAACAGAUAGUCGAUUUUCGUAGCAGGGUGCCUACCAAGGGGGUUAUUUCUGCGGUGGAGCAAGAAAUAAAGAGGAUAUUACCGACGACAUCGAUGGAGUGGUUGGUGCCCGUCGACUGACCUGUACAGUGGACGGAGAAAAGACAUUCACUUCCUCCAGGCUACUGUUCUUUGAUGAGGAGUCUCUCCCUUCUCAUAUCAAGUUAGGAUUAAUGAGAUACCUCGUUGUGUCAUAAAUGUAAACGAUUUGGUCAUGUGUCAAGUGUGUGCAGAAGGGAAGAGUACCGUAUGCCAGGUGAAGUGAAAUGAGGCAACUGCGGAGGUGAACAUGAGCCCCCGGAUUCCUGGAAUGCCCUGUUAGGGUGAGGGAGAAUGAGGUGUCCAGCGUGUCUCCUAUCUUGAGGAUGUGAGAAGAGUGGAAGGAGUGAGUGGCGGGGAUGAAACAGUAGAGCCACCUUCCGUCGGCAUCCUUCAGACACCAGUGAAGGCUUCUCAUCAACCGAGGGAUCAUGAAAUGUUACAUGUUAAAAAGGUGGACUUUGUAUUAUUCAUUUCAAUGGCCAUAAACGGUACAGCACAAGGCGGAGAAGAAGUUUAGGGAAAUUGGAAUCAUUGUGAAUGCAGCUGAACGUUCUUCAGGGUCUUCCGCCGUCACAGGCCCCUGAGCCUGUGCAGGGUUGUACUUUUGGAGUGGACUGUGAUUGAAGAAGUGGGAUGGGUUUUUGUUAGUUGGCGUGUUUCAUUUUGUAUGGUGUCGUUUUCCCCCUUUCCCACAAUGUUUUUUUUUCGUUUCUUAUUCAAUACCCCAUCCAGCUUAAUGCCCCAUUAACCGCCGUUAAACCCCAUCGAAUAAGUACAACACUGGUCAUUCUCACCUACUACGGGCUCCUGAAGCUCUCCCUCAGCACAACUAGAAUCCUGUCUUUCUACUUAAUCUUUAUCUCGCGACGUCACCGCUGCUGAACAUAGUACCGCUCCUUUCGAUCGUGUUUUUUUUCUUCCUGACUCCAUUUCUGCUUCUGUUUUUCCCUGCCUCCCUUUGGAUAGUGGAGGCUUUUAUAUUUACUGAUAAUAGCAAGUGGGUUCACAGCCCACUGAGGGCAGAUUUUUUUUUACCAGAGAGAGGUAUUGGCUACCUCUUGGGAACUCUUCACAGACAUCUCAUUUUGUAGGAGAUUUGCAAUGCGACAUGUCGGGCCGCCCCUCAUAUGUUUAUGAGGUUUUACUGAAUGGAAUCGCUGCACCUUCGUUAGCGCAUUCUAUCCUCAGUGUCGGAGCCUCUGCGGGGUAAAUGCAAUUGGGAUUACCCUGGGUUCUGGUAGAGCCUCUCUGAGAUAUGGGAGUUGGCAAAGAUUCCCCACAUGUGAUACGUCAACAUUAGUAUUUGAAAGAGAACUUAAGGUUACUUUUGUAACCACGGGUUCUCUGAUAAUGAGUGAGACAUAUCACCGCAUUUCUCUGCUCGCGAGGAAUCGAGGCAUGCUUGAGAUUGACCAGAGGGCGGGGGUGAGUGCGCAUUAUAAGGAGGGAGGGCUCAUUUCAUUCGCCACUUGACCUGUCUGUCUGCUGUGAUUAGUUCUUCACAGUGAACCGCCUUCAGCGAAUCCCCAUAUGUGAUACGUCUCACUCCUAUUAUCAGAGAACCGGGGUAACGAAAGGGACCUUUAAGAUAUUGUUUCACAGACACUGGAAUCGUUAUUGUAAUAUGCAUUUUUUUGUGAAAAGACACUGGAAAUUAGACUUUAGGAACAGUAAAAUAAACCACAUUUGUAUUAUU